GCCGGACUACCCUUACGACUCGUGGUGGUGCAGCGGCAUCGGCUCCUUAUUAUACUGCAUCGUGUUUGUCUUCUGGCGACCGGGGCAAAAGGUCUUUGUGGAUGUGAUGUGCAUCAACCAGGAGAGCGAGGACGAGAAGGUCAAAGCGAUUCUGAGUAUGGGGGCUUUGCUGAAGUGCUCGGAGAAGCUGCUGGUACUCUGGGAUACGACAUAUUGUCAUAGACUCUG
Symbiodinium necroappetens is the source of this 228-nucleotide messenger RNA. The record is from the annotation of a GenBank genome assembly. Lineage: Eukaryota; Dinophyceae; Suessiales; Symbiodiniaceae.